AUGGGAACUGCGAAGACACGUUUCCUCAAAGGUUUACGCAAUUCAAAUAUUUUUGAGGCUUCCAUGUUGGUGAAUGUAUCUGAUCUGUCGUCCACCUUUCAAGAGAUUGUGCAACAGAACUUCCAAGAAAAGACCGCGAUUUUGAUUCUUGUGGCGCCGGAUGUGGAUGCCCUUUGCGCGUGCCGUAUUUUAACUACAUUACUUCGUUCUCAUAAUAUUAUGUACAAGAUUAAGCAAAUAUCGGGUUAUGUGGAUAUGAGCCGUGUCAAUCAAACCUGUGUUGUCGAUAAUGAUGAGCUGUCAACGAUCAUUAUGCUGAAUUGUGGAGCAACAAACGACUUGAAAAGCAUCCUCACCUUUUCGGAUAGCUUAAAAUGCUAUGUCAUCGAUUGCCAUCGUCCUGUUGUGAUUAACAACAUUGUUGUGAUCAACGAUGGAUCGAUCGACAUGGCCGAUAUCCCUAGCGAAAUUUCGGAGGAUGAGGACGAUGUGGAGGACGAUUCUCUGUCAGAAGGCUUGGAAGACGACGUUUCGGACACCGAAUUGGAAAAUCGAAAGCGCCAACGAGCUGAGCGAUUAGCCUAUUUGCAGCACAAGGACAAGAAAAGACGAAUGAUCAACGAAUACAAUGCUUUCAACUUUUAUUCGCGGCCAGCGUCGAUCAUCGUAGCGUUGGGUUUUUGUUUUGAAAUGCAGUUGCACAGUGUAAUGAGACAACUCGAUCAACUUCACAAUGAUAUGAUUUGGCUGAGCAUUGUGGGUGUCACAGACCAGUAUUUGCAGAAUCAUAUUAGUCACUCGAGCUAUGCUGUGUGUUACACGGAGAUCUUAUCCACAGUGAUGAGUCUCAAUUUGCAGGACGAAGAGAGUGUGGGAUGCAUUCGACAGUCAUGCGAGCCUCGAUUGCUUCUGUAUCGCUUCUGGUCGUUGUAUGAAAGCAUGCUGAAUUCUGAAUAUCUCGUAUCGAAGCUGCAAUUGACGCAGUCGAAGAACCAAAUCCACGUGAACGAAUUACUCACCAAGGCAGGGAUUUCAUUGCACGACAGCAAACAACCCUUUAAAUAUGUGUCGCUGCAAGUGAGGAGCCAACUGAAUGAGCGUUUGAAGAACGUGAGUUCGCUCUUUCACACCGAUGAUCUUUUCUAUGACUCGUUCGUUCGUCGUUAUGUUCUUUCUCACGAAAAGACACGCGAACCGAGUUUUCAGCCGCGGAUGUUGCGCGAUGACGAUGUGGUAAACGAACACUGGGAGGAGAAUUGGAAUCGUGCCUACGAUGCUUUGCUCACCGAUCGCAAUUUGCCUGCUCUUUUGCAGGGAGUUUCGUAUUGUCAGAAGCAGCAGCAAGCCUUAUUCCGCGUGGGUGCUGGGAUUUUAGCGGGAGGGAAAAUCCGGAUCGCAGAGAAAUUCCGGUUUGUGUUCGUCAAUGAAUUGGCGGAGAGCGAUGUGCUGAUCUUCACGCAGCCCAUUAUGCUGCAACGAUUAGCGCAGUACAUCGUGCAUGUGAAGGUGCAGGCCGGCGAUUGGGUGGGGAAGAAGGGCUUGCCGCUGAUCGUGUGCGUGCUGAAUCCUCGAAGGAAUAUUUACUUGGUGACGGGAGUGAAUUGUUCGGAGCAGGGAGAAGAGGAGACGAAUCAGUUCCGCAUGAUGUUUGACACUGCGACGCGUCAAAUGAACGCUCGGUGCAGGUUGGAUUCGUUCAGCGGUUCGGUGAUGCAGAUCCACAAGGAUGAUAUGGUUCAGUUUAUUGAUCAGCUGCAUUGCAGUUUGAAGGAUUACUAUACAGAGACUGGAAGUUUAUAG
Blastocystis hominis is the source of this 1800-nucleotide messenger RNA. RefSeq lists its product as hypothetical. Gene Ontology annotation, cellular component: DNA replication preinitiation complex. The record is from RefSeq and is a predicted model, not a curated record. Bases 1 to 1800 code for a protein of 599 amino acids. NCBI's taxonomy places the organism in Eukaryota, Bigyra, Opalinata, Blastocystidae. Gene Ontology annotation, biological process: mitotic DNA replication preinitiation complex assembly; DNA replication initiation; double-strand break repair via break-induced replication. Gene Ontology annotation, molecular function: chromatin binding; DNA replication origin binding; single-stranded DNA binding. The transcript has 10 exons.